Protopterus annectens (West African lungfish) is the source of this 3086-nucleotide messenger RNA. RefSeq names its product sarcospan (gene SSPN). The coding region runs from base 326 to 1090 and encodes 254 amino acids. Gene Ontology annotation, cellular component: sarcolemma; dystrophin-associated glycoprotein complex. The transcript is spliced from 3 exons. The record is from RefSeq and is a predicted model, not a curated record. Lineage: Eukaryota; Metazoa; Chordata; Ceratodontiformes; Protopteridae.
UUUUGCGCUGACAAGUGUUUAUUCGGCUGCUGUGUUGGGGAUAAUCACCACACACAGGCAGCUUUUCCUUUCCAGCCCAAUGACAGCAUUACCUCUGCGUUGAGUGUUAAGCAGUCCCUCGAUCCCCCCUCAUCUUUGUAUGUCUCCGUCUCCCCCUCCCGCACUCUCCAUUCCUGUGCUAUAUGUGGCUUUUCAGUUUGACAGUCAGCGCCAAAUGUUUUCCAUAUUUGUUCAGCCCCCGUGAUGCCAAAUACCAGCACCGCCUCGGUUAGCACAGAGAAGCCUUUGGGGGGAAAGGCAAAAGAGCUCCAGGACAUUUUAUCAAAUGGUGCCCGAGCAAAGCAACCAAAACAACGCUGCACUCAAGCCAAACCAAGGGGCGAAGCCCACCGAGGGAGUGAUCGAAAUGAACCCCGGGCAAGAGAAGGGAGCGCCAGAACAGAAGAAGGGUGACCCAGGGACCCCUAAGCCGAGCCGAGGAGAUGACCACCGGACUUGUCUGGGCUGCCGAUUUCCUUUGCUGAUUGCUUUACUACAACUGGUUCUUGGCAUUUCCAUCACAGCUGUGGCCUUUCUUAUGGCAGGCAUCAGCACGUCUUUGCUAGUCAGAGACACUCCACACUGGGCGGGGAUCACUGUGGUGGUGGUUUCUUUACUGGGAUUAUGCUUGUAUUGUAUAACAUACCAGAUCGAUGAACAGACCUCUUUCCAUUUUGGACUUAAGCUGGUUUUCUUCUUGUUGUGUGUUCUCAGUAUGAUUAUUUGUAUCCUAGCAUUGGCAUUUGCAGCGCAUCAUUAUUCGCAGAUCGCACACUUCGCAUGUGACUUGGUCAUGGCUGACUGCAAGUGCAAACUGGACCCUAAGGAUCAUAUUGCAAGAACAAUUAUCUAUAAAAAUGUAUCAGACUGCUCUGCCAUCACCAGCCAUCUGAAACUUUAUCUUCUUCUAGAGAUAGUUCUGAACAUGACUGUGUCACUCGUAUGUUUUGUCGGCUGCUUUCUGAUGUGGAAACAUCGAUAUCAAGUGUUUUAUGCAGGUGUCAGAAAAAAUUCGUUAACAAUUUUGCAAGUCCAGCAGCAGAAACCAUGAACUGACAGAAUUAAUUUGCCUUAUUACCAGUAACUACAAACAUGAAGUAUUGUUAUAUUUGUAAGAUUUUUUUAUAAACAGCAUUCAAAACCUUUUUAAGAAAACAGUGACUUUCUAUGAAUGCAGAUUUCAAGCAUUAUUUUUCCUAAAAAACUGUCUCUCAAAUGUUUGUCUUUACAGAACCAAAGUUUAUUUAAGUUUGCUGUGUUCUAUAUACUGACUAAAACCUGUGGGUGGGAUGUCCUAAGGAAGCUCAGAACUUGUAUUAUUUUAUUUGGAUGACUCAGUAAAGGCAUAUCAGUCCAUCUGCAUAUGUAUAUGUCACUGUAAUUAAGAUUUUAAGAAAAUUAGGAAUAUAUAUGUAUAAGUCUUAGGAUAAUGUGUUGAUUCAUUUUCAUAGCUGUAAACAAGUUGGUAGGAAUAUGCCUGUAUAUGCACAUAUUUGCACAAUGUGUUUAUUUUUUGUUGGCUGAAUUAAAUCCAGUAGGCAUGGCUUAUUUUCAAUGGAGACCUGAGGUAGAAUUUGUACUGAUUAAAGGAAAUUUAGAUAGGCCACUGGGGAAAUCUCCACUGCUGUUUUUCAAUAAGUGCCAUACGAUGAUGUAAGAUAGUAGAGACAAUAUAUUGAUGUGUGAUAUAUAAUCACACUUGUUACAAAACUGGAUUACAAGUAUGUGGUUUGCACGACACUGAUUACAUUCCCAGAGUGGAAAAGUAUUGCUAUACUUCUGUCCAAAUAAUACCAAAAUUUGGAUCAUAUUUUCAUAUUCUGUCAAACAGAAACCAUAGAGAAAAUUCCACAAUUUUAAGUAAGUCUUCUCUGGAAACCAUAACACACGUUUAAGCUCCUAAAACUAAAAUCAAUUACACUCUUAGGAUCUUACAUAAUAGAGACAAUACAGAUUAAACCAAAAUGGUUUCAAUCUGGUGGCCUUGCUACUUCAUAAAAAUCUCCCCAAAUCAUACAAAAUUAAUUUUUAAUGCAAACGUACCCAAGUCUGUUAUCUUCUACCAGAGAUGCGGCAUACAUCUUUGGGCAGAUUGGUUGUAUUCUGGAUAAGACUUGAGUUAACCAGAGUAAUGGCUCAGGAGAGCCAGAAAAAGUCUUCCGUAACUCUUUUAUCUACUAGAAGGAAGGUGGGAGACAUUGUAGAAUAUUUUUAUUUGUUAUCAGAGGCUAAAGGUCCUUAGGAAGACCACAGCUGCUUGGGGUAGGUGUGGCAUGUUGACUGCAAUAGAAGAAUGAGAGAGUACACACAUGUGCACACACAAACACAUGCAAACACACUCAUGCACACACAGACACACACAUAUCUACACCACAUAAUUUGCCAUUGCAGACUAUACCAAACAAGCAUUUUUGCAGGCAAAAUCCUGUGUAAAUGGAGUAGAAUACUAAUGCUUUCCUUCUCAAUUAAACUUACUACAGGUGAAAGAACAUUGGGAUGAGGCAGGCAUGAGGCCAAAUAAGAAUCAUUUUGAUGAACAAGAAUAUUCCAUUAUAUUUAUUAUCAUUAAAAAUGACAUAAUUCAUUCAUUCUUUCAUUCAUAUACUCAGUCCUAAUUUAUUAUCACCUACUUCAAGGUUGCAGCAUCUUGAGACAUAAUGAGACUGUCUCUUAUACUGCCAAUAAAUGUCCAGAUUCUGAGGAAGUAAGGUCAUUAUAUGUCACUUUUCUCAAAGUCACUUUGGAAAGUACAUCCUCCAAUAUGCAUGUGGAGGGAGUGGUGAGACAUUUUUAAUAAUGACCGUAAAGAUGUCCCAUAUAUUUGAACACAGCAUGAAAUGCCUGUCCCACCUAUCUCAAAAGUAUAAAGCAUGAAUAGCUCACAAUCUGCAACCAAUUGUUUGAAUCCAGUAAAAAAUAGUAGCUAAUAUUUUCUCUAAAGGAUGGAUACUUAAAACAGGGAAACUGAAACUCGGCAAAUGUGGCUUCCUAUUCUGAAGUUGCUAAAGAAAAUGGAAAGGCAAAUAUACACACACACACACACACAC